AUGUCCGAACAGGUCCCCAAGUUCAGCGACAGCAUUGACUACAUAGUCCGCCUGCACAACUACCUCAGUCGCAUCAAACAAGUUGACAAGUUUGAAUGGGUCUGUAGCGUUUCUGGCGCAGCCAACAACCACAUACAUACUGCUCAAGCCAAGCUGAACGGAGAAGUCAUUGCCAUUGGUACAGGCAGCGCAAGGAACGUUGCGAAGAGGCUGGCUGCGUACGAUGCACUAAGCAAAUUGGAGCCGGGCCAAUUGGUGUAG
Molecule: messenger RNA, 261 nt
Organism: Peniophora sp. CBMAI 1063
Lineage: Eukaryota; Fungi; Basidiomycota; Agaricomycetes; Russulales; Peniophoraceae
Source: the annotation of a GenBank genome assembly